AUGUGUGCUGCAUAUAGUCCUCAUGUGUCUUCUGUAGUUGAAGAAUGUAAAGAGUGUGAAAAGUCUUUCACUGAGAAGACAUACCCUAUUGUCCCUCAGAGAACACACACAGGAGAGAAACCUUAUGAAUGUAACAUGUGUCGAAAGUCUUUCACCCAGAAAUCAAAGCUUACUGUCCACCAGAGAACACACACAAAAGAGAAACCUUUUGAAUGUAACAUUUGUGGAAAAUCUUUCACAUGCAAGGCAUAUCUUACUAGACACCAGAGAAUACACACAGGAGAGAAAAUUUAUGAAUGUAACUUGUGUGGAAAGUCCUUCACCCGGAAGUCAACUCUCACUGUCCAUCAGAUAAUACAUAUAGGAAAGAAACCUUUUGAAUGUAACGUGUGUGGAAAGUCUUUCAUCCAGAAAUCAAAGCUUACUGUUCACCAGAGAACACAUACAAAAGAGAAACCUUUUGAAUGUAACGUUUGUGGAAAGUCUUUCUCCUGCAAGGCGUAUCUGACUAGCCACCAGAGAACACACACAGGAGAGAAACCUUAUGAAUGUAAUGUGUGUGGAAAGUCUUUCACCAAGAUGGCAUACCUUACUCUCCACCAGAGAACACACACAGGAGAGAAACCUUAUGAAUGUAACGUGUGUGGAAAGUCUUUCACCAAGAAAUCAAAGCUUACUCUCCACCAGAGAACACACACAGGAGAGAGACCUUAUGAAUGUAACCUGUGUAGAAAGUGUUUCACCCAGAAAUCACAGCUUACUAGCCACCAGAGAACACACACAAAAGAGAAACUUUUUGAUUGUAACAUUUGCGGAAAGUCUUUCGCCUGCAAGGAAUAUCUUACUAGCCACCAGAGAACACACACAGGAGAGAAAAUUUAUGAAUGUAACUUUUGUGGAAAGUCCUUCACCUGGAAUUCAACCCUCACUGUCCAUCAGAUAACACACACAGGAAAGAAACCUUAUGAAUAUAAUGUGUGUGGAAGGUCUUUCAUCCAGAAAUCAAAGCUUACAGUUCACCAGAGAACACACACAAAAGAGAAUCCUUUUGAAUGUACCAUUUGUGGAAAGUCUUUCACCUGCAAGGCAUAUCUUAGUAGCCACCAGAGAACACACACAGGAAAGAAACCUUAUGGAUGUAACAUGUGUGGAAAGUCUUUCACCAAGAAGUCAUACCUUACUGGCCACCAGACAACACACACAAGAGAGAAACCUUAUGAAUGUAACAUGUGUGGAAAGGCUUUCCCCUGGAAGUCAAGCCUCACUGUCCACAGAAAACACACAGGAAAGAAAACUUAUGAAUGUCAUAUGUGUGGAAAGAUUUUCAGCCAGAAGCUACACCUUACAGUCCACCAGAGAGCACACACAGGAGAGAAAUUUUAUGAAUGUAAGCUAUGUGGAAAGUCUUUUGACCAGAACUUACACCUUUCUGUCCAUCAG
Messenger RNA from Dipodomys spectabilis (banner-tailed kangaroo rat), 1440 nucleotides. Its product is annotated as zinc finger protein OZF-like. The record is from RefSeq and is a predicted model, not a curated record. Gene Ontology annotation, molecular function: DNA-binding transcription factor activity, RNA polymerase II-specific; RNA polymerase II transcription regulatory region sequence-specific DNA binding. Lineage: Eukaryota; Metazoa; Chordata; Mammalia; Rodentia; Heteromyidae. Gene Ontology annotation, biological process: regulation of transcription by RNA polymerase II. Gene Ontology annotation, cellular component: nucleus.